AUUCCUUUACAUUAAGCACAUAUCUCGCUCCCGCUCCCGACCCCCGACUCUCCUUUGCAAACAUUGCACUUCUCGACCGACUCGAACUCGACCAACUCGACUCGUGUGAGCAGCACCCCAACUCAGAUCUUCACAUCGCAUACACGAACCGAACCCAACCCGGCGUGUCAUCAUGGCCGAAGCAACAGCCACCGGCACCGACACCGGCACCAGCACGGACAUCGUGCGCAAGUCAAUGGAUAAGAAACAUCUGGCACUGCACGACCCGGAGCUGUCGUCCAUCGAUGUGGACGCCGCUAAACUGGCAGAAAUGGGCUACAGCCAGGAACUGGAGAGAAACUUCAGCAAAUGGUCGCUUCUCGGUAUCUGCUUCGCCCUGACCAACUCGUGGUUCGGAAUCUCGGCGUCGCUGGUCACCGGUAUCAGCUCCGGCGGCCCGAUCGUCACCGUCUACGGUAUCAUCAUCGUCACGCUUAUUAACGGUUGUGUGGCCGUCUCGCUCGCCGAGUUGAUCUCGGCGUUCCCGAACUCCGGUGGUCAGUACUUCUGGGCCAGUGUUUUGGCCCCGGCUGAGUGGUCGAACGUGCUGGCCUACUACACCGGCUUCAUCGGUUAUGCCGGCAGCAUCUUCACCUGUGCCAGUGUGGCUGUGUCCAUCGGUACCUCAUUGAUGGGAAUGAUCCAGAUCAACAACCCGGAAUUGACGAUCGAGAGAUGGAUGGUGUUCAUCGCCUAUCAGCUUUUCAACUUUGUCGCAUACCUCUUCAACUGCUAUGGAAAGACCCUGCCGGCUGUCGGAAACUUUUUCCUCUACGUGUCACUCGUUUCGUUUGUUACCAUCACCAUCACGGUGCUGGCUAAGGCGUCGCCGAAGCGGGAGCCCAAGUUCGUGUUCGCCAACUUUGUCAACAACACCGGAUGGGAGUCUGGCGGUAUCGCCUUCAUCGUCGGAUUGAUCAACCCCAACUGGUCCUUCUCGUGCCUGGAUUCCGCCACUCAUCUGGCCGAAGAAGUCCCCAAGCCCGAGCGCAACAUACCCUUUGCCAUCAUGGGCACCAUCGCCAUAGGCUUCGUCACCUCAUUCUCCUACGCGAUCGCCAUGUUCUUCUCCAUGCAGGACCUCGACGAGCUGGUCAACACUCCCACCUGGACCCCGAUCAUGGCGCUCUACCUCCAAGCCACCAACUCGAUCCGCCUCACCACCUUCCUCGAGUUCCUCAUCUGCUUCACCGGACUCGGUUGCCAGAUCGCAUGCCACACCUGGCAGGCGCGCCUCUGCUGGUCCUUCGCGCGCGACCGCGGCCUCCCCGGCUCCCGGUACUGGGCGCAAGUCCACCCGAAGAUGGGAAUUCCCUUUUACGCGCACACCAUGUCCUGCGUCGUCGUCGGCAUCUUGGGGCUGUUGUACAUAGGAUCUACAACUGCCUUCAACAGCAUGGUGACAGCGUGCAUUGUGCUGCUGUACAUCUCGUACAGCAUUCCGGUGAUCCUGCUGCUGAAGAAGGGCCGCAACAACAUCAAACACGGCCCGUUCUGGCUCGGCGGCUUCGGCCACUUCUGUAACUACGUCCUCCUCAUCUGGACCGCCUUUACGCUCGUCAUGUACUCGUUCCCGUACGCGAAGCCCGUGACCGCCGGCAGCAUGAACUACGUCUCGGUCGUGUACGCCGUCACGUUCGCCAUCAUUGCGAUCUACUGGGUCGCCCGUGGAAAGAGGACGUUCCGCAGCAGGGAGGAGCGCGAGGGCGUCGCGAGUACCAUUCCUGUACCGCUAUAGAUUCAAGGAUUACUGGAUUACUGGGGUGCUUUUGGCGUUGCAGUGGCGGUUCAUUUUUUCCUUUUUUCUUUUUCCUUUUUUCUUUUUCUUGCCACGACUUG
This is a messenger RNA of Tricharina praecox, 1878 nucleotides long. RefSeq names its product amino acid/polyamine transporter I. The coding region runs from base 173 to 1777 and encodes 534 amino acids. The transcript has 3 exons. The record is from RefSeq and is a predicted model, not a curated record. Gene Ontology annotation, molecular function: transmembrane transporter activity. Gene Ontology annotation, cellular component: membrane. Lineage: Eukaryota; Fungi; Ascomycota; Pezizomycetes; Pezizales; Pyronemataceae. Gene Ontology annotation, biological process: transmembrane transport.